Polistes dominula (European paper wasp) is the source of this 2997-nucleotide messenger RNA. RefSeq names its product dynein axonemal intermediate chain 3. The record is from RefSeq and is a predicted model, not a curated record. Gene Ontology annotation, molecular function: dynein light chain binding; dynein heavy chain binding. Gene Ontology annotation, cellular component: inner dynein arm. Gene Ontology annotation, biological process: cilium movement involved in cell motility; inner dynein arm assembly. Lineage: Eukaryota; Metazoa; Arthropoda; Insecta; Hymenoptera; Vespidae.
ACCAAAAGUUUGAUCGAUAAUGUCACGUGGAAAGCAACGGAGAAAACGGUUCUUGAUUUUGUUUGAUUCUACCAGUAGAGUGUAGCACGUAGUCGUAUAAACGAGAACGAUGUUAAGAAAACGGGUUAAGUAUCCGAAAGGCUGGACGUUGCUGCUCGACGAAAAUAUCAAGAAUGUGGAACGCGUGAUUUUCGAUCCCGAAACUCAAAGGAAACUGGGCUGCACGGUCGGCGAGUAUGUCUUUUUGGAAUACCCAUGGGUAUACGUUUCUCGUGACGACGUUUUAAGACUUUCUAAUAAAAUAGGAUCAUGUUUGGAACCAUACAAAGAUCAAAUUUCUGCUUAUAAUGGUACAUGCUUUUUAAUUGGUUACAAUUCGACCGAAUUGUAUUCCGAUCAAUUUGUUAUCUGUCUUACCGAAGAAACUAGAGAUGCUGUUUAUCAAAGAAACAAAAACAUUUCUAAAGCUAUUUUAAAUGGCGUUCAUCAACAAAUAGAAAAAAUUCCAAAAUGUUGGAAAUCGUUAGGCAGCGAGGAUGAUUUGGAAAGUUCAGCGAAAAAUACAAGAGAAUUGUUAGAAAUUGAGAUAAAUAUACCAACUACGUUGUUAGGCUUGAAUCGUCAAAUUUCUGAUAGAAAUUCUGAUGAAUCCAGAGAUAGUUACAUCGACUUAAUACCAUCUGCCAAUGAAACGUUUGAUAACAUCGCUAAGUUUCUCGUUUCUCGUUCAACACAGACACACCUUCAACCUCGAGAAAUUUUUGUUCAAACGUAUCCUGGAAAUCCUAGAAAUGCUUGGACUCAGUACGUAUACGAAGAUACUUUAAAUGGUAAAUUAUUCGAUCUGAAUGAUGUUGAGAAUGUCGAUAAAUCUUUGGACGAAACUGUACAAAGUAAUGAUGAUAAUGAAGAAUUAGAAGAAAAGAGAAAGGAAGAGAAUAAAAUAGAAAUUGUUAGAGAAAAAGAACCUAUUGAAAUAUUUUUAGAAAAAUAUUCGGAACAAAUGAUAGACGAGAUCAAAUACAAUGCUGUUGUAAACCUUUAUGUAGAUGAUAUCAAAAAUUUGAACAAAAAUAAACAAGAUAUGAUGAAAUCUAUGGAAAUACCAAUGUGUAAGGAGUAUCAAUUUUUUAUAAAUUUAAACAUAAUCAAAAGUAAUAUUAUAUCCGAUAUUUCUUGGCAUCCAAAGAUAAUGGACCUUGCAAUAGUAUCUUACAUUAGAUCAUCCAAUAUAAUAUCGACUUCGGAUUACGAUUCAGGUGCGUUACUUUGGUCAUUGUCCGAUACUCUUAGACCAUUAUCGUAUCUACGAUCUAACGAGGAUGUUCAUUGCAUUUCUUUUUGUCCUUUACGAGAAAACAUCGUUAUAGGAGGUUGUGAAAAUGGUCAAUUAAUCGUUUGGCAUAUACCAGACGAAAUAAUCAACUUUGCUAAUACUACGAAUAAUAAUUGCCAAUCCAAAAUAUUCGAAUUACCUAAUCAAACAAAUGUACCUAUUGUAAACGUGACAACAAGGUCAGAAAAAGAUUCUUCUCAUAGUUCGUUAAUUCGAAAAAUCAAAUGGAUUCCAGUAAAAUUUCGAGCUGAGUCAAAUGGAAAAUUUGUUGAAUCUUUAAACAACGUUAACAAUUGUCAAUUGAUGACAAUUUCAUUGGACGGUAUUAUCAUUAUUUGGACUAUUGAUUUGUCUUCGAAUUUAUUAAACGAUUGUUUAAAAGUAAUUUAUAAAUUGUUUCUACCAAUACCAAACGAUAGUAGAAAUUUUACGCUUCUUUGUGUAUCUAUUUCUUUGGAAAGUUUAAUGGAAGAAGAAAAAUACAACAAUGCACAUCGAGAAGUUAAGGAGUUCGAUAAGAAUGGAGAAGAAUAUACUACACGGAGAUUAUGGUUGGGUACCGGAGAAGGGGAAUUGGUGCGUUGCACCUGGGAAGGCCAGGUGUUCGACGUGGGGAUGUCAGAUUCCGAGAAGUGUAACUUCCUCGAUCGUUCCUUUGCUCACGAUGGUCCCGUUAUUGAAAUCGUUCGUUGUCAUCGUAUGUUGGAAGUUAUUUUAACGAUCGGCGGACACAUUUUUGCCAUUUGGCACGAAAAUUAUUCCGAAUCACCGAUUUUUUGGAGAAAAUCUAAAGCCGUUUAUACCGCUUGUUGUUGGUCUUGUAAACCUGGUGUCUUUUUGAUGGGCAGAAAUGACGGUGAAUUAGAAAUUUGGGAUAUCAAGCGAAAAAAUUGCGAACCAAUUUUCGUUAGAACUAUUUCGGAUGGACCAUUAACUGUAUUAUCUUUUUGGAAAGAAACAAAAGUAUCGUCCGGUUUAAUUGGAAUUGGCGAUGAAAAAGGUAUAUUUCGUGUAUUUAAAGAACCAUGUAUGUAUUCAAACGAUGCUGAGUGUAUGAAUUGGUUUGAGGAAUACAUAUUGAGAGAAGUUAAAAGAAAAAAGAUUUUUACCGAAUGGCAACACGAAUUUCUCGAGACUAAUCCAAUUGCCAUUGAGAAAAAAUUGAAGAAAGAGGAGGAAGAACGUAAGAAAAGAUUAGAAGAAGCUAAAGAUAAUCUUCAGAAGGAAUAUGAACAGAGAUUGAGAUUGGAAGCGGAAAAAAGAGCAUUGAAAGCACCAAAAUCUAAAGAAACUAUUUGGAAAUUGAAGGAACAAAAACGAAUGAGAAGCGUUAUAUUAAAAAAAAAGGGUUUUGUUCCUGACGAAUUGGAGAAAAAAAAAUUGCCAUUGGUUCGUUUAGAAGAAGAAAAACGUUUAAGGUUGCAAAAAAUCGAGAAUGAAGUUAAUAUUCGUGAUAAAUUUUAUGAAGAUAUCGUAACCCUUCAGAUUCCUGAAUUGUCAAAUUCUUUUCAACGAAUGAAUACAAUUAUUGACGAAAAUGUCGACGAUGAAAAAAAAGUAGAAACUAAUAUAGAAAAAUAUGUGCAACAAUAUUGCAAUAUCAGAGACGAUGUUCGUAAAAUAUUGGCCGAGAAACUGGAUCGAAAUAUUUUUUGAUCAAA